Messenger RNA from Triplophysa dalaica, 813 nucleotides. It is a transcript of the gene smim8, whose product is annotated as small integral membrane protein 8. The record is from RefSeq and is a predicted model, not a curated record. The transcript is spliced from 2 exons. Bases 86 to 394 code for a protein of 102 amino acids. NCBI's taxonomy places the organism in Eukaryota, Metazoa, Chordata, Actinopteri, Cypriniformes, Nemacheilidae.
CUGUUCAAAAUGUCGUCCUCCUGCAUAUGACAAUAACACUCGUGUUUUUGAAUAGAACUGAAGGGAUUUAAUAACAGCAGUGAGGAUGUGUCGAGCAGCGGACGGCAGCGGGACGGGAGGCAAGCAGAAGCCGGGCAUCAGUGAGCGGGAGGCGGAAUACAAGGGCCCGGGGCUCCGGGGAGUUAAAACCACCUCACUGUUCCGUGCUGUCAACCCGGAGCUCUUCAUCAGACCUAAUAAGCCAGUGAUGUUUUUCGGGCUGGUGACCAUCAGUCUGUGUGUCGGGUAUCUGGGUUAUCUUCACGCCAUCAGAGACCGAGACCAGCAGCUCUAUGAGGCCAUAGACAGUGAUGGAGAGACUUACAUGAGGAAAAAAACCUCCAGAUGGGACUGAUAGAGACUAAACCACUACUGACACUCAACUCUCCUAUUAUAUCAAACUACGUUAUCAUUAUGAAAUGAAGUAAAUGAUGCAUUUCUGUCCUUUAUAACCAUCACAUUUUGUCAGAAUGCACAGAAGGAAAUAGUUUGACCAGCAGCUUGACAAAAUCAGAUUUAUUUUAAACCGAGCAGGUUGCUGAAAUGUUGAGGUCCCGAAGCUGUUUUAAUUUCAUUACUAGACUCACAGAAUAAAUGAAUCCUUUCUGACUCUUAUGUUUACAAUGACAUUUGUAGCUGAACGUUUAUGCGUGCUGUAACAUUCAUGUUAUGUGUAACUACAUCAACAAACACAGACUGAACGAGAAAUUUUAUAGUAUUUAUAUUUGUGUAUUUGUAUAUUUGUAUUUAAAAUCUAUGUUGCUGUUUUUUUUA